AUGCGUUCUUCACUCGCUUUCAUCCUCGGUGCCGGCAGCGCUAUGGCGCAGUUCACCAACUCGUCGAUGCCCAUGCCGGUGCCAACCGGCGCACCUGACAACAAGGCUUUCCCCAACACCGUUGGCGAGUUUAAAUUCCUUGGCUGUCUGACCGGAACGUUCCCAGGCUUCAAGAAGAUGGCUUCAGAUGACAAGAUGACCCUUGACCUCUGCGCUGCGAGCUGCCCAUCUCAGAUCAUGGGUGUUGUUGGCAAGGACUGCUUUUGCGCGGAUACCGUCGACUCUUCAGCAUCUAAGAAGGAUGACAAGAGCAAGUGCAAUCUUCCAUGCCCUGGCAUGCCCGAGGAGCACUGUGGCGGCAUGCUAUCUAAAAUGAAGCGCGCCGACGUCGUGCCCGCGGGCUCUGCCAUGACCGCAUACAUGCGCGAGGGCGGGAGCAGCAGCAGCAGCAGCAACGGUGGCAGCGGCGGCACCACCAGCAAAGCCAGCUCCAAGACCGUCACCAGCACCUAUGUCAGCACAAUCACGUCGUGCCCGCCUAGCGUGACCAACUGCCCCGUCGGUUCCAAGACACACAAGGUUGUGGUCGAGACCGUAGCUGUGUGCCCGCAGCCCAAGUGGCACGCGAAGAAGAUUGAGUGCCACAACAACCACUGCGCGCCCGAGUACGCCUGCGAGGGCAAGCACUGCAAGCACCAGCGCGUCAUCUGCGUCGACGGCAAGUGCCACGCUGAAGAGUGCAACACCAACGACUGGCACAAACUCGUGAUUUGCAAGGGCAAGGACUGCAAGUACUCGCAAUGCAAGGGUGCUGAGUGCGACAAGAAGGUUGUCUGCUACAACGGCAACUGCGUUGUCGAACAGUGCUACGGCAAGGAGUGCGACAAGAACAUGGUAUGCAAGGGCGACAAGUGCGGCUGGCAGUCCUGCAAGCCUGGUGAUGCCAGCUGCAAGAAGGAGAUUACUUGCAACGGUGACGACUGCAAGGUCCGCCCCAACCCUACCGGCCCCAUGCCUGCUCCCGGCCCCAAGCCUACUCAGAACAAGGACCAGAACAACAAGGACCAGAACAACAAGGACCAGAACAACAAGGACCAGAACAACAACGGCCAGAACAACAAGGGCCAGAACGACAAGGGCCAGAACAACAAGGGCCAGAACGACAACGGCCAGAACAAGGGCCAGAACGACAACGGCCAGAACAACAAUGGUCAGAACAAGGACCAGAACAACAAGGGCCAGAACAACAAUGGUCAGAACAAGGACACCACUACAUACGGCAAGCCUGUUACCCCCACUACGAUCCCAGUUGUUGCUGGCGGCGAGAAGAUCAGCUUUAGCGUCUUUGCGGCCGUCUUCGGCAUUUUCAUUAUGGCCUAA
Molecule: messenger RNA, 1380 nt
Organism: Akanthomyces muscarius
Lineage: Eukaryota; Fungi; Ascomycota; Sordariomycetes; Hypocreales; Cordycipitaceae
Exons: 2
Coding region: 1-1380 (459 amino acids)
Source: RefSeq, a predicted model, not a curated record